Molecule: messenger RNA, 2427 nt
Organism: Andrographis paniculata
Lineage: Eukaryota; Viridiplantae; Streptophyta; Magnoliopsida; Lamiales; Acanthaceae
Product: long-chain-alcohol oxidase FAO1-like
Exons: 3
Coding region: 52-2394 (780 amino acids)
Molecular function (GO): long-chain-alcohol oxidase activity; flavin adenine dinucleotide binding
Source: RefSeq, a predicted model, not a curated record
AAAAGGAAGAAGGCCUAGAAAUUGAUUGUGAUUUGUGCGAGGUAGAGCGCUAUGGCCAUGGCUAAGGCUGCUUCAACAACACACGAUGACUGCCGAUGUCAUCCCCAUCCCCAUCCGUUGCUCAGAGGAGGGACAAGACAGACCAAAUACACCCAUGGAUUCUCACCUUCCGACCUCCAAACCAUCGCCAGUAUCUCCGAGGUUUUCGUACCUUCAAUUUCUCUUCCUCACAACUCGCAAUUCCCCCUCGAUCGGCCAAUCGAGUCCUUCUUCCGAGCUUCUGCCUCUCAGUAUCCUGUUCCUGACGAGGUGGGUGAAAUGGUGAUGAAAAGGGGGUUUGUGGAAGCACAGCUGGUGGUGAGGAUAUUGGUGAGGAUGCUGUCGACGAGAUUGGGGACGGCACUUCUGAGCGGGGGAUCGAGUUUGGAGAGAGCGAAAUGGUUAGUGAAGGCGAAGAGAUUCAGUGAGAUGGCGUUGGAGAAGAGGGAGAAGGUUGUGCAGAAAUGGCUGGUGGAGCGUCAUGGCAGCAUCUUGACGCCAAUCAGAUUGGGGUUCGUGUUCCUCAAGUUCAUAGUGCUCUUCGUCUUCUUCACACAGGUAAGUGAAAGGUCGAGCAAUCCCGGGUGGAAAGCCAUGGACUACCAAGUCGAUACUCAUACACCGCCGGCUCCGGAUCCUCAUCAAACGUCGACGGUUCCAACCAACACACGCUCCGGCGCCGACAGGCCUCUCGACAAAGGCAUUGUCGAGACCCAACGUGAGACUAAUGACGACACCCUCGUCGCUUCCCUGUCCGAGAAAGGCUUAUCCGUCGGACACGAUGCCCCAACCAAUACUCACAUUGUCACGUGCGAUGUUGCCAUCGUUGGCUCCGGCUGCGGCGGUGGUGUUGCGGCGGCAGUUCUUGCGCAGGCAGGCUUGAAGGUCGUCGUGGUUGAGAAAGGGAACUACUUCACCCAGAGGGACUAUUCGGCCCUCGAAGGGCCCUCCAUGAACGAGCUCUACGAGUCGGGAGGGAUCCUGUCCACCCUCGACGGGAAAGUCAUGCUCCUCGCCGGAUCCACCGUGGGCGGUGGCUCCGCCAUCAACUGGUCAGCCUGUAUAAGGACUCCCGAAUCCGUGCUCAAAGAGUGGAACGUCGAUCACGGCCUUGGGCUCUACGGUAGCCCCGAGUAUCACGAAUCGAUGGAUCGUGUGUGGGAACGAAUCCGCGUAACGGGCGAGUGCGAUCGCGAGGGGUUUCAGAAUCAAGUACUCCGUAAAGGGUGCGAGCGCCUCGGCCUGAAGGCAGAGCGUGUCGCGAGGAACUCAACGGCAGGGCAUUACUGCGGCUCGUGCUGCUACGGAUGCAUAAGGGGCGACAAGAAGGGGACCGACACGACGUGGCUAGUCGAUGCCGUUAACUGCGGCGCUGUCAUCAUCUCCGGAUGCAAGGCCGAGAGCCUUGUAAUAGAGGAUAAUGAAACGACACCACGGCGAAGGCGAGCGAGGUGCAAAGGAGUGAUAGCGACGAGUACGAAUCCGGACAUAAAGAAAAAGAUGGUAAUCAAAGCGAAAGCCACGAUCUCAGCCUGCGGUUCGCUCCUAACGCCGCCAUUACUGAUCAGAAGCGGCUUAAGGAACAAAAACAUCGGGCGGAAUCUCCACCUCCACCCGGUGCUGAUGGCGUGGGGACAUUUCCCCGAGACCGGCUCGUCCGGAGACAUCGUGGAGGGGAAGUCGUACCAAGGAGGGAUCAUCACAUCGCUGCACAAAGUGGAGGAAGAUUCGAAUGUGAGAGCCAUCAUAGAGACUGCGAUUCUGGGGCCGGGAUCUUACGCAGCAUUGUGCCCGUGGGAGUCGGGAGUGGAGUUCAAGAAAAGGAUGGUUAAGUAUGCGAGAACAGCUCACAUUUUCUCGAUGAUCCGCGACAGAGGGAGCGGGGAAGUGUUGUCGGAAGGACGGAUAAGCUACUGCCUUGGCAAGAAGGAUAAAGAGGACAUGAGGGUGGGGCUGCGACGCGCGUUGAGGAUACUGAUCGCAGCAGGCGCUGCUGAGGUGGGGACACAUCGGAGCGACGGGCAGAAGCUGAGGUGCGUAGGAGGAGUAAGUGAGGAGGCAGUGGAGGAGUUUCUGGACACGGUGACGGCGGAGGAAGGCCCUAAAUCGAUGAUGGCCGAGAAGUGGACCACGUACUGCUCGGCGCAUCAGAUGGGAAGCUGCAGAGUGGGAGCGACCGAAAGGGAUGGCGCCGUCGAUCAGAAUGGGGAGAGCUGGGAAGCUGCAGGGCUGUUUGUUUGCGACGCCAGUGUUCUCCCCGGCGCGCCUGGCGUCAACCCGAUGAUCACCGUCGAGGCAACCUCCUACUGCCUCUCCAAAAAGAUCGCCGAAAGGCUUAAGAAGGGGGUGAUCUGAAGUGCAAGAUAAGGGUUUGGCGUUCGGAUCGGA